Molecule: messenger RNA, 2944 nt
Organism: Brassica napus (rape)
Lineage: Eukaryota; Viridiplantae; Streptophyta; Magnoliopsida; Brassicales; Brassicaceae
Product: nicotinamide adenine dinucleotide transporter 1, chloroplastic-like
Exons: 5
Coding region: 2080-2589 (169 amino acids)
Biological process (GO): NAD transmembrane transport
Molecular function (GO): NAD transmembrane transporter activity
Source: RefSeq, a predicted model, not a curated record
UAUAAGCAUAUUCUAUCAAGCAAAAGUUUUGAUCCGAGGGCUAGUGUUAAAGGAUUUACUUUUAUCGAGUAAACUAGUAUGCUUAAAAAAAAUUAAUGUUCUCUUUAAAUUGCAUUUAUCAUCCAACGGACAUAUAAAAACAAAAUAAAUAAUUUUAAAGGGAAAACCAAAAGACUCUAGCCAUUUAAUUAGUAACGGUAACAUUAUUUUUCCUUAUCUAUAUAUAUCUUCUUCUUCAUUCCAUCUAAACGAGAAAGUCUACACUACACUCCAUUACAAUCCAAAUGAAUUGGUCUUUGACCCCAAUGCUUCGGUCCUGGGGACAGCAGCCGGUUUAUAGUUUUCUUUGAUUUUCGGUCCUGGGAAGGAAGCAGAAAAUCAAAGAAGAAGCAGGUUAAGAUCACUUCAUUGAAAUUCAGAACUGAGAGCAAAGAGUUAAGGUGAAAGAGGAAGAAGUCUGCCGAGAAGAUUCAAGCGAUAGAUGGUGGAAGAAAAGAUGAGAAUCCCAUUGCUCAAGGUAUCUAAUUAAUUUCGUUCUUUUUCUGUUUUUUUCAAAUCUUUUUUUUUUGGGGAGAUUCUAUAUUUACUUGGAUUGAAAAAGGAAGAAGCUUGUGUGUAUAUUCAUAGUGUGGAAACAAUUAGAAACUAGCGUCCCAUCAUUUGAUUGAUCGUUAGAGGUUAUGUUCCAUUUGAAUUUAUACUUAUGAGAUCACUUUGUUAUUUCUAUCAGUUCUUGGAAAUAUUCUAUAUUUACUUUGAUUGAAAAUGGAAGAAGCUUUAUGUAUUCAUAAUGUGAAACCAUUUAGAAACUAACAUCCUGUCUAUUUGAAUGAUUGUUAGAGAGGUUAGGUUCCAUUUGAAUUUACACUUAUGAGAUCACUUUGUUAUUUCUAUCAGUUCUUGGCAAAUAUUAUAUAUUUGCUUAGAUUGAAAAUGGAAGAAGCUUAUGUGUAUCUUCAUAAUGUGGAAACACUUAUGAGAUCAUUUUGUUAUUUCUAUCAGUUCUUGGCAAUAUUCUACAUUUGCUUAGAUUGAAAAUGGAAGAAGCUUAUGUGUAUCUUCAUAAUGUGGAAACAUUUAUGAGAUCGUUUUGUUAUUUCUAUCAGUUCUUGGCAAUAUUUUAUAUUUGCUUAGAUUGAAAAUGGAAGAAGCUUAUGUGUAUCUUCAUAAUGUGGAAACACUUAUGAGAUCAUUUUGUUAUUUCUAUCAGUUUUUGGCAAUAUUCUACAUUUGCUUAGAUUGAAAAUGGAAGAAGCUUAUGUGUAUCUUCAUAAUGUGGAAACACUUAUGAGAUCAUUUUGUUAUUUCUAUCAGUUCUUGGCAAUAUUUUAUAUUUGCUUAGAUUGAAAAUGGAAGAAGCUUAUGUGUAUCUUCAUAAUGUGGAAACACUUAUGAGAUCAUUUUGUUAUUUCUAUCAGUUCUUGGCAAUAUUCUACAUUUGCUUAGAUUGAAAAUGGAAGAAGCUUAUGUGUAUCUUCAUAAUGUGGAAACACUUAUGAGAUCAUUUUGUUAUUUCUAUCAGUUCUUGGCAAUAUUUUAUAUUUGCUUAGAUUGAAAAUGGAAGAAGCUUAUGUGUAUCUUCAUAAUGUGGAAACACUUAUGAGAUCAUUUUGUUAUUUCUAUCAGUUCUUGGCAAUAUUUUAUAUUUGCUUAGAUUGAAAAUGGAAGAAGCUUAUGUGUAUCUUCAUAAUGUGGAAACAAUUAGAAACUAGCGUCCAGUCUAUUUGAUUGAUUGUUAGAGAGGUUAGGUUCCAUUUGACUUAACAAUUAUGAGAUCAUUUUGUUAUUCCUAUCAGUUCUUGGCAAUAUUCUAUAUUUUCUUAGAUUGAAAAGGAAGAAGCUUAUGUGUAUAUUCAUAAUGUAGAAACAAUUAGGAACUAGCAUCCUAUCUAUUUGAAUGAUUGUUAGAGAGGUUAGGUUCCAUUUGACUUUUACACUUAUGAGAUCACUUUGUUAUUCCUAUCAAUCCUUGGCAAUAUACAGUUUUCCCCUCUUGUUUUAAACGUUUUAAAAAAAAUUGCUUGUUUGCAAUCAUGUGAUGAUGAUGUGCAUGUUUGUUUGUUUCCGUGCAAUCAUGUGAUGAGGAAGAAGAAGCUUGUGAGAUUGGAGAUGGUCAGGAGGAGCUUGAGAAUGAGAGCUGAUAUUAGGAUUAUGAAACAUUUGGUCACGUGGCCAACAUCAAAGGUAGUGUUAUAUGUUGGGAGUCUUGAGCAUAUCUUCAAGCAAGAAGGCAUGCGUGGCUUAUACCGUGGUCUUUCCCCUACCGUCAUGGCUCUUAUCUCGAAAUUGGGCGGUUUAUUUCACAAUGUAGGACCAACUCAAGAGCUUUUUAAUUUCAAAUGGUUAGUCUUUUCUUUGUUUUUGCUUCCUGUGUUCUUAAACAAACAAUGGGAGUUAAUCUUCUCACAUGCAUUAGAUGAGGAUCACAAACUCAGCGGGGUUGGUGCUAACGUAAUGGCUGCCUCUGGUGCUGGAGCUGCAACCACCAUUGCCACUAAUCAUCCUCUUUGGGUUGUCAAGACUCGUCUUCAGACACAAGGAAUGAGAGCGGGUGUACAGUGGACUUGUGCCUGCACUAGCUGGUAUUAGUCACGUUGCCAUCCAGGUGAUAAAUCAGUGGAUGAUCUGAAUGCUCGUGAUGUAGCAGUUGCCUCUUCAAUUUGCUUUCACAUUAACCUAUCCGCACGAGGUUGUGCGAGCAAGGCUUCAAGAGUGAGAAACGAUACUCGGGGUUUUUUUAAAGAGGAUGUGUCACUAAUCUCCCUACUCCUGCUGCAGCUAUCACAUUCACUAGCUUCGAAAUGGUUCAUCGUUUCCUGGUAACUCUCUUACCUUCCGAGCAAAGCUCUGUAUUUUAGAUUGUUUUUCUCUUAUGAUGAUGAUGACGCGACAAAAAUUAGAAAGAUUUUGUAUGUAAUAAUAUUUGCUUGAUCGUUUUUUGUUA